AUGCUCAAUCUCAAUAUCAAACCAGAUCCAACGAUCACCACGGCCUCAUCUGAUAAUCUAUUGCUUUCCAGCAAUAACAGCGAACCAGUAUGGAAAGUGUUAUUAAAAAGUGACAGACAACAAAUUCCAGAUGUUCCUGCAAUAUAUUUUGUCGAACCAACACCUAAUAACAUUCAAAAAAUUAGCGAGGAUUUGGCAAAAAAUCUUUAUGAAACUUAUUAUAUAAAUUUUUUAACAACUAUUCCAAGACCUCUACUUGAAGAAUUUGCAACAAUAACAUAUCAAAAUAACACAUCAAAUUUGAUUGCUCAAGUUUAUGAUCAAUAUUUGAACUUUAUAGUCACUGAACCAAACCUUUUUUCUUUGAAUCAACCAAAUAUUUAUUAUACUUUGAAUGAUCCAACAGCAGCAGAAACAGCUAUUGAAGAAGCAAUAGAUCGUACUGUAACUGCAUUAUUUUCAGUAUUGGCAACAAUGGGUGUCGUACCUAUAAUUAGAUGCCCAAGGGGAAAUGCUGCAGAAAUGGUAGCAUAUAAGCUUGAUAGUCGUUUACGUGAUCAUCUGUUAAAUUCACGAAAUAAUUUAUUCUCGGAAGCUUCAACAUCAUUAAAUUUUCAAAGGCCGGUGUUAAUUAUUCAAGAUAGGAAUGUUGAUCUAGUUCCUAUGCUAAGUCAUUCUUGGACAUAUCAAGCAUUGAUACACGAUGUUUUAGAUAUGAAUUUGAACAGAAUUACUAUACAACUAGAAGAAAUGGGACAUAACACUAAAAAAACCUAUUAUUUGGAUAACAAUGAUUUCUUUUGGUCAAAGAAUGCUUCAAGUCCAUUUCCUCAAGUGGCUGAAGAUAUUGAUGUCGAGCUUAAUCGAUAUAAAUCUGAUGCAGCAGAUAUCACAAAAUUAAGCGGAGUUAGUUCACUUGAUGACAUUAACAAUGCAGAUUUGUCUCAAAAUACAUCACAUUUAAAGUCGGCCAUCACUGCCCUGCCAGAACUUACUGCGCGCAAACAAACACUUGACACACAUAUGAAUAUUGCGACAUCUUUAUUACAGGGAAUUAAGGAACGUCAAUUAGACACUUUUUUCCAAUUGGAAGAAUCAGUUACACGACAAAAUAAAUCAAGUGUGCUAGAGGCUAUCAAAGAUCCAGAGAAAAAAUCACCAGAAGAUAAAUUACGUUUUUUUAUAAUUUAUUAUUUGUCAGUUGAUGAAGUUACAAAAGAAGAUAUGAUUGAAUAUGAGGAAGCUCUUUCCGCUGCUGGUUGUAAUAUGGCAGCUUUAAAUUAUGUUAAAAAGUUUUUGACUGAUAAAUUAAAAGAGGGAGGAUUUGAAAACUUGAUUUCUGGAGUAAAAAAUUUAUUACCAUCACAUAAAGAUUUAACUUUAACAAAAAUUACUGAAUCAAUUAUGGAUCCAUCAACUAGCAGUACUUAUAAAACUGAUGAUUAUUUAUUUUUUGAUCCAAAAAUGGCACGUAACUCCUCUAUUAAUAAACAAUCAAAGAGUAAACAUAGCUUCCAGGAAGGAAUUGUUUUUGUUGUUGGUGGUGGAAAUUAUAUUGAAUAUCAAAAUUUACAAGAAUACGCAAAGAGACAAGCUAACAAGAAGAAAAUUAUUUAUGGUUCAACACAGAUAUUAAAUCCACGUGCAUAUUUACAAGAACUUACAAAACUUGGAUGA
Messenger RNA from Entrophospora sp. SA101, 1677 nucleotides. NCBI's taxonomy places the organism in Eukaryota, Fungi, Glomeromycota, Glomeromycetes, Entrophosporales, Entrophosporaceae. The record is from the annotation of a GenBank genome assembly.